Helianthus annuus (common sunflower) is the source of this 531-nucleotide messenger RNA. RefSeq lists its product as uncharacterized. The transcript has 3 exons. Bases 13 to 531 code for a protein of 172 amino acids. The record is from RefSeq and is a predicted model, not a curated record. NCBI's taxonomy places the organism in Eukaryota, Viridiplantae, Streptophyta, Magnoliopsida, Asterales, Asteraceae.
UUUUCCGCUGGUAUGGAUGUAAUUAUUAGUAUGUUUCAGUUGGAGGUUGGUUGUUAUUUCUUAUUCACCAAAGGUUUUGGACAUUUUUUCUAUUUGAAAGUCUUUGGAAAAAACGGUGUUGAAAUCACAUAUCCUAACUUAGAUUUUCAUGAGAUUGAGGUUGCACCUAUAGAUGUUGAUAAUGAAGUUGAAGAACAAAUACAUGGUGGUGUUACUCGGUUUGUUCGUACGGCUGGUGAAGAUUAUUUUAGAAUUCCUGAUCACGUUUCACGCAUGGCUAAGCUUCAUGAAGGGUUAAAAGAUUUGACCAUAAAUUUUUUGCAUCUGGACCCGCCACUGCAGAUUACUAACAGUACUAGACGUGAAAGAAGAACCAAUGGUCGUGGUUAUCGAUACGCUUUAACCUCUUGGAAGAAGUUCAUGAAAGCCGCUCAAAUUAAGGUCCGUGACGAGGUUCACUUUUCUUUUGAUGAAAAUGAGCAGGUCUUGACUAUUGAGAGGGUUGUACCUUACGUUAACCGUAGUAAUUAG